AUGGACUUUCAAAAUAUGCUGCAGUUUUCGAAAGUCAGAAUAUGCCAUAAUGUUCCAAUACAGCAUACACUGAAAAGCGACAGCCUACCAUUGGAAAAAAAUAACAAAAUGAUUCAGCACCUGAAUUAUCGGGUGCGAAUCGUUUUGCAGGACUCUCGUACAUUCAUCGGAACUUUCAAAGCAUUUGAUAAGCACAUGAAUUUAAUAUUGGGCGACUGCGAAGAGUUUCGCAAAAUAAGGUCCAAGAACUCGAAAGUUCCCGAACGAGAGGAAAAACGUGUCCUAGGCUUUGUUUUGUUGCGUGGUGAAAAUAUAGUUUCUCUGACAGUGGAAGGACCUCCACCUCCAGAGGAAGGACUUCCUCGAGUGCCAAUACCAGGAGCAGCCUCAGGGCCAGGCAUUGGUCGCAUAGCUGGCAGAGGUGUACCCCUGAACAUGUCGUCAGUGCCAGCAGGACUACAAGGACCAGUGAGGGGCAUAGGAGGGCCAGCUCAACAACAUAUGGCUCCAAUGGGCAGAGGCGUGCCACGAGCGCCCAUGAUGGGAGCACCUCCCCCAGGAUUAAUUCCUGGUGGUAUUCCUUCAUUACCAGGGAACCUUGGUCGCGGCGCUCCACCUCCAAUGAGAGGACCUCCACCUGGUAUAAUGCGUGGCGUACCUCCUGCUGGUAGAGGUGGCUUUUAAAAUAUAUUCCCGAGUGUAUUUCGUCAAUACAAUUUCAAUAAAGUACUUUACAUACAUAUAAUA
Drosophila subobscura is the source of this 747-nucleotide messenger RNA. RefSeq names its product small nuclear ribonucleoprotein-associated protein B (gene SmB). Gene Ontology annotation, cellular component: U4/U6 x U5 tri-snRNP complex; U1 snRNP; U5 snRNP. The transcript has 2 exons. The coding region runs from base 1 to 684 and encodes 227 amino acids. Lineage: Eukaryota; Metazoa; Arthropoda; Insecta; Diptera; Drosophilidae. The record is from RefSeq and is a predicted model, not a curated record. Gene Ontology annotation, biological process: mRNA splicing, via spliceosome. Gene Ontology annotation, molecular function: RNA binding.